Molecule: messenger RNA, 243 nt
Organism: Capronia epimyces CBS 606.96
Lineage: Eukaryota; Fungi; Ascomycota; Eurotiomycetes; Chaetothyriales; Herpotrichiellaceae
Product: small nuclear ribonucleoprotein G
Exons: 3
Coding region: 1-243 (80 amino acids)
Biological process (GO): mRNA splicing, via spliceosome; spliceosomal snRNP assembly
Cellular component (GO): U2-type prespliceosome; U4 snRNP; U2 snRNP
Molecular function (GO): RNA binding
Source: RefSeq, a predicted model, not a curated record
AUGCCUCAAGCGCAACCCGAGCUCAAAAAAUAUAUGGAAAAACGCCUCUUCGUGCAACUGAAUGGCAACCGCAAAGUCAUUGGCAUUUUGCGCGGGUACGAUGUGUUCCUGAACAUUGUUCUCGACGACGCAGUAGAGGAAAAGCCCGGCGGCGAACGGGAGCGGCUGGGCAUGGUCGCCAUUCGUGGAAACUCGGUUGUGAUGCUCGAGGCGCUCGAGCGCGUGGGCGACGAUCGGCGAUGA